CUUUCACUUUCAUUUCACCCCAUAGUAGAGAAGAAGAAGCUGUUUAAGCCCUUUAUUCCUUUCACAUUCAUUCUUCUUCCCCAACCUCCCACCGCCAUGGCCACCGCCGUGUCCUCCACCUUCCUUCGCCGCUAUCUCUACUCGUUGUCCCAAACGCCUCACCGGCUAAGAAAGCGAAUGCUAGCAACAUGGACUCCUGAUCAAGAACUUAACCAAGUUAGGCAAAGGUCAGGAGCUGACAUGAAGAGGAAGCUCAAGUGGUUCGAUUUAGUCGCUCUCGGUGUCGGGGGAAUGCUCGGCGUUGGCGUCUUUGUCACUACUGGUCCCGUCGCCCUCCACGUCACCGGCCCCGCCGUUUUCUUGUCCUAUAUUAUCGCUGGAAUAUCCGCUCUCCUUUCGUCUCUAUGUUACACUGAGUUCUCCGUCCAUGUCUCCGCCGCUGGCGGCGCCUUCAGUUACUUAAGACUCACUUUUGGUGAAUUUGUGGGAUAUUUUGCUGGAGCAAACAUUAUAAUGGAAUAUGUGUUGUCAAAUGCUGCAGUGGCAAGAAGUUUUACAGAAUAUCUUUGUGUUGCAUUUGGAGAAAGUGAACCAAAUGCAUGGAGAGUGGAAGUUCAUGGUUUAUUAAAGGGUUAUAAUAUGUUGGAUUUCCCUGCUGUGGGUCUCAUUCUUCUUCUCACUCUUUGUCUUUGCCACAGUACAAAGGAGAGUUCAAUAUUAAACCUAAUAAUGACAGUGUUCCAUGUGAUAUUCUUUGGGUUUAUAAUUGGUUGUGGGAUGUACAAAGGAAGUGCAAAGAAUUUAGUAAAGCCUGGUGGAUUAGCUCCUUUUGGUGUUAAAGGUGUCUUGGAUGGUGCAGCUAUUGUUUACUUCAGCUAUAUAGGCUAUGAUUCAGCUUCAACACUUGCUGAAGAAAUCCAAAACCCUACAAAAAGCCUUCCAAUUGGCAUAGUGGGUUCUGUUAUCAUUACUUCAGCUCUCUAUUGUCUCAUGGCUUUGUCUCUCUCCCUUAUGGUCCCAUACAAUCAGAUAUCAGAGAAAGCAGCAUUUUCAAUAGCCUUUCAAAGGCUUGGUUGGAAGUGGGCAGGCAAUUUAAUAGGUGGUGGAGCAAGCUUAGGCAUUGUGGCUUCUCUUCUUGUUGCUAUGUUGGGACAAGCAAGAUACCUUUGUGCAAUUGGAAGGGCUAGGUUAGUCCCUUUUUGGCUAGCCAAGGUCCAUCCUAAAACAGGCACACCAUUGAAUGCCACACUCUUUUUGGGACUUUGUACGGCUUCAAUUGCACUCUUUACUGAGCUUUACAUAGUGAUUGAAAUGAUUUCAAUUGGGACACUCAUGGUGUUCUAUCUAGUAGCAAAUGCAACCAUCUAUCGUCGAUACGUCAUGGUAAGCAAACAUCCUCCGUCUCGUAUUCUCCUCUUUCUUCUCCUCCUUUCGUGUUCGGCCAUCGGUUUCUCCCUAUCGUGGAAGCUCAACCAACAAUGGUGGCCGGGUCUUUUAUUCUUCGGUGCAUCGACGAUCUCCAUCAUCGCCUUCUUUCAUUACAAAUUCCCGAGCCAGGAUACAUCUGAGGCAUGGUCGGUGCCCUACAUGCCAUGGCCGGCUGCGACAUCGAUAUUCCUUAAUGUGUUUCUCAUGACCACAUUGAGGAUGUUGUCAUUCCAAAGAUUUGCAAUUUGGUCAUGCUUGAUAACCUUGUUCUAUGUGGUGUAUGGUGUUCACUCAACUUACAAAGCUGAGGAGAUUAUUAUGGAGGUGAACAAUAGGGUUGGUGAAGUGACCAAUAAUGUGAAUUCAACAGUCCAACAAAGCAAGCUGGAUAUACAAGUGCUUUGAUAGAUGAAAGUUGACUUUCUAACACACAUGACCACUACUUUUAUUUCUUAAAUUUGCUCAAAUUUAAUACUUUAUUUUAUAUAUCCUUUUCUUUUGUCACUCUAGCUAUGGAGUCUAGGGAUUGUUCUUUUGUGUAAAAUAUUGUAGAUUAUGAAAUUUAAUUCAA
Molecule: messenger RNA, 1999 nt
Organism: Benincasa hispida (wax gourd)
Lineage: Eukaryota; Viridiplantae; Streptophyta; Magnoliopsida; Cucurbitales; Cucurbitaceae
Product: cationic amino acid transporter 6, chloroplastic-like
Biological process (GO): amino acid transport; transmembrane transport
Cellular component (GO): plasma membrane
Molecular function (GO): amino acid transmembrane transporter activity
Source: RefSeq, a predicted model, not a curated record